Messenger RNA from Armigeres subalbatus, 3107 nucleotides. RefSeq lists its product as uncharacterized. NCBI's taxonomy places the organism in Eukaryota, Metazoa, Arthropoda, Insecta, Diptera, Culicidae. Bases 1200 to 2369 code for a protein of 389 amino acids. The record is from RefSeq and is a predicted model, not a curated record. The transcript has 2 exons.
ACGAAAUUAGCAAAUAAUAUAAUUUAUUUUAUCAUGCACAAUUUUAGGAUAGUUUCUACGCAUCGUAUUAUUAGAAGGUUUGUUUUCAGUUUUACUUAGCGGAAGAGAGGGUUUAAACUCUGCGUUACAUUGCAUUAGUGCUGUCCAAUGAGAGCUUGAAGUAGCUCGAAGUUUCUCCCUGUCCUGUUCAUGCCCAUUUGUUGACAAAAAAGAACGAACAGGACGGGAACAACUUCGAGCUACUUCGAGCUGCUCAUUGGACAGCACUAUUGAUUCCCCGAUUCAGUGUGUUACUUUACUAAGUAAUAGCAGUUUUGAGGCGGUAAGGAUAUAAUUUUGAUAAACAAAGUUGAUUUGAUUUAUUUUUUUUCUGGUGGUGCUAAACUGAUAAGCUUUAUUAACGUCUAUCUCCCUCUAUUUUGGUCACGAUCUUUCGGUAUCAUAAGCGAUCAGCACUCAUAAUAUUACUUAAUGUGUGGGGCACGCAUGGAACAUAUUUACGAAGCGUAUCAGCCGGCAAAACCCGGGAUUGAUCAGGAGUGUUAGGCUUGAUAUGGUUAUUCUAAUUCAGUUUGAUUAUUUAUAUUCUUAGGCAGCAAAUGAUUGGGAGCUUGUUAUAUAGCUAAUAGUAGUGGAAAAUUCGGUAGAAAAUAUGUUCUCCAAUUAAUAUCGUAAAAAAGGUCUAUAGAACAAUCACUAAUGCUUUGGGGCCAAUGAUGGAGGCCCCCACCCCCCCAUUAUUUUUUUGUUUCAGACGACCGGCUUUGAAGAACAGCAACAUCCAACAACAGAGAGGCAUGGAGGCAUGAUGGAGUUGGAUAGAUGGAUCUAAGAGAUAAUCGUUAUCCAUCUUCGUGGAGUUACUAUACUAAUCAUAAAAUCAUUGUCUCGUUUCAGCAAACGUAAAUCUUCUCAACUACAUUUCCCUUUCCUAUCAACUCUCUUUUCUUUUAAUGUAUCCGAUACUUGUGGGACUGGUUAAACCCAGCGCCUGCUUGUGGUUGGAAGCCGGUGUACUAUACGGUCUAGCGCAUGAUAACGGUGAAGGCUUGGUAGGUCUUCACCUAACUUAAGUGUAGAUGGGCGGACGCUGUUGGCCAGGGUGAAGGCUGAUAAAUUACAAUUACAAUAAGGACGAAGCAAUCAAAGAUAAAAUAGUUUUCGGUUUGAGAGACCAAGACUUGAAGCAUAAAUUACUUAUGAAGGACGAUAUGACAUUAGAAGAGGUUGAGCAAAUGGUAAUCAGGACAGAAUUAGCUAAGUGCCGUGCGAAAGAAUUAGUUGAAAGACAUGAAAAGCCAAGAGAAGUGAACUCAGUGAGAUAUCGGUUAGGUAAUCAGGCGAAAUGGAGUGAAAUUAGCAGGAACGGUAGGCAAAGUUACAGGAAUUACGGUCGACCAGUUCGUAGUAGGAGCAGAAGCUCCAGUAGAGAUCGUGAUCGUGGUCAAUUCAACAAUAAUCGUUACGACUAUCACAGACGAAACCGUAAUCUUAAUGAGCAUCAACAAGAAGGUAAUUUUUCGGGUAGAUUCGGUAAUAGAGAAGGAAACAAUCAUCAUAAUGUGAUUUGUAAUUUUUGCAAACUAAGAGGUCACGUAAAACGUAAUUGUUUUAAAUUAAAAAAUCGUAGAACCGUGAAUUUUAUGGAUGAGGCUCCGGUUGAGAUUAAUAGCUACGAUUUCAAGCGGUUGCAAAUAAGAGAUUCGGAUAAUAAUGACGAUGACUAUCCUUGCAUGAUGAUAGCUAGCAAUCGAUUUAGUAAACCAUGUAUUGUUGGAGCGUUGGUGGAAGGAAUUUUGCUGGAUAUGGAAAUCGAUUGUGGUGCAGGAGUUACAGUUAUCAGUCUGGCAACAUACAGAGCGUAUUUCAAUCGUAUGAAGACCUUCAAAUGCAACAGCCGUUUGGUUGUUGUUAACGGCCAACAGUUAUCUAUUUUUGGUGAAAUAUCAGUGAAUGUGGUAGCCAACUACAUUCAACAGCAGGUCACUUUAGUUAUACUGGAUUGCGUAAAAAGUUUCGUGCCUUUGUUCGGCCGGAAUUGGCUGGACAUUUUCUAUCCUAAUUGGAGAAACACUUUCGGUAAUUCCAUAAUGAUCAAUACGAUGAGUAAGGAUGGGCACUACAAUUCAGAGAAAAUCCAUGACAUGGGUAAUAUUGAAUCGGAUAUUAAAUCUCGUUUUCCUAAAGUUUUUGAUGGUGAUUUUUCAUAUCCAAAAACAGGAUUGGAAGCUGAUCUUGUUUUGAAAGAGGACAGACCAAUAUUUAGAAAAGCUUACAACGUGCCGUUUAAAUUGAGGGAAAAGGUAGUUGAUCAUCUGGAUUCACUUGAGAAACAAAAUGUUAUUUCGCCAUUACAGGUACAACUGUAACGCACACCGGAAUCAACUAAAGAUUGUGGGGCCACGACAAUCGAAUUCAACGUUUCGAGUAUCUAUCCAGCAAGAAAAACGACGAAGGGAAUCCAUAGACUCCGAGGAUGAGUUACUCGGGUUCCCGGAUGAACUCCAUGCGCACGAAGUGAAUUUCCAGCGUAAAAGGCAGAAAACAAGAAGAACUAGCCCAAUUCAAACACGAAGUUAUUCGCGAUCAGCUAAACAAAACUAAAAAAAAAAGAAGGAGCCAGUAGCAAUGUAAGCAACUUGAAUUGUCAUUGAGUCCUGGCUAUUGCAUGAAGAAUUGAUGCAUUCGAAAAAAAUUAACAAUAGAGAGAAAGAUCAGAAAACAUUGAGAAAUCAAAUUGUCAGAAAACCUUGGAAAAUCAAAUUGUAUUGUCAAUUGUAUGACAUUCUGAAUUUAUUGAACGAUAAAAUCAAGCCAUGAAAACAAAUUGAAUUUACGAUUUAAAAUUUCGACUAAUGUUAGCUUUCAAAUGAUUAUCAUGUAAUAUCGGAACUAAAGAGGGAAGGAUUGUAAUAUUCGGUCAAAUUGUCUAAACCCAUUUCGAAUAUACUCGGGUAGAAAGCCGAUGAUUCAAAUUAAGAGAGAAACUGUAUGUGAGAGAUUAUCAGGUCCAUAUGAAUAAACGUUCGAGGCACACUGUCUCUUGUUCUUUGAUAUUCAAACCUAACAGUUGUGUUAAUUAGUUGAUCCUAAAGAAAAAACCUAAG